This is a messenger RNA of Bursaphelenchus okinawaensis, 454 nucleotides long. The record is from the annotation of a GenBank genome assembly. Lineage: Eukaryota; Metazoa; Nematoda; Chromadorea; Rhabditida; Aphelenchoididae.
AUGGCAGUCAACUCGUACAUCUGGCAAAUGAUUGUCUUAGCGCUGGUGUGUUUGGCCUGCACAUUCACAUCGGCCCAGCCGGUGGGGGUGCUUGGCUUGGAGGCUUUUAAUGACAACCCGUGAGUGCUUAUGAUUUUAGGCUUAUUAAGGGGUAAAAAUAUUAAAAUUGAUAAAAAUAAAAAUUCAAAAAUUUUAAAAAUGUUUGUUUUUUUCGGGCUGGUUAUGAUAAGGUAGGAUAUCGUAGGGUAGGGUAAGGUAAAAAAAUCAUUAUUGAGUCUAACCUUGUACUUUUAGUUUUGAACAAGUGCAAAUGCGCGAGCGAAAAUCCAACAACCUGCGCAACCUGAUGCGCAUCGGCCGACGCUCCGAAGCACCAGUAGUACCGGGCUUUGAGAUGCGACAGUCGCCGCUGGACUACGCCCAAUUCUUCCGACCAAACGCUGCAAUUUUCUGA